AUGGAGACAGUUAGCUACUUAUACUUUAGUAUCUUCUCUGCAAUAUUGGGAAUAUUCCUAUUGUACAUAUUAUUCUUCUCAUCGCUGACGUUAGGCUUCAUUGUAUCAAAGUUCAUCGCACCAUUCUUACUGCCACGUGGAACAUUCUUACGAAUCAAGUCAUUACAUGUAUCGUUGAUCUCUGGCAAAGUAGUUGUCAAGGGUCUAAAGUUUGCAACAAAGAACACAUGUCUACGUGCUGUCGAGGCCGUAAUCACCUUUCGCUACUGGCGUUCAAAGACCAGGCAGUCAGUUUAUGUACAUGAGAACAGUCCAUGCAGAUUAUCUGUUCACCUUGAAGGUGUAGAAUACCUGAUAUAUAAUAAUAGUUACAAGUAUGAUCAUAUUGAAGAGGUAGUGGAACGAAGGAAUACACAUGUUGGAGGUACUGGAGGUGCCUCAAGACAACAUAGUAAGGAUUAUACAACAUCAGCACAAGCAGCAAACAACAAUAAGGAUGGAAAGGAUGCGAUUAUAGAUGAAUUGAUGAAGUUGCCUGCGGUCAGAGACUUUGUCAUUCCAAGAUUCUAUCGAUUGUUCCCAGCAUCUUCGUUGUCGAUCAGACGAGGAUGUCUGAUGGUGAGCAAUCCAGAGUUGCCCACUAUUCUCGUCAUGCAAUUCGACAAGAGUUCGGGUCUGUACACCACAGAUGACGCGCGACUGCCCGAACUCGACUACUAUCGCCAGAUCACCUCGAUGGACAUUGUCAACACCACCAUCACAUUGGUACCCAACAAGGACUACAGUGGAGAGGAGGAACUAUAUGUUGAGCGACAACAAAAGGAAGACUUUGUAUCAUAUGCAUUCGAGAGCUUCAAGUCUGUGUUCAAGGACUUCAAGUUCACAUUUAUAAACACAGACGAGAACUUUGAGACGAGCAAUAUACCGAGGAGGAAGGGAGACAAUGACUCACAGAAGGACUCAAACAUCACAUUCGAUUAUGGCAAGCAUCCAACAUUGUUCACAGCACCACUGGUCAACGUAUUGUACUACUGCGAUGUGGCUGGCCCUGUGCCCGCCUCACCCGAUCACGUUCAAUUCAAAGAGUUCCUGGCGCCACAAUGGGGCGUCGACGUCAACUUCCAUGGCGCCACCACCAUCGUGUACGGCCCUUGGGCCGACAGGAACCGCACGCUCCUGCAUCGCUUCUUCUUCCCCUUUGACUAUGAGACACCAGUCAUUCAUCGACCUGUUGCCGGCGAGCAGCGACAGUACGCCAGCUUCAAUGUUUUGCUCAACUUCUCCAAGAACACGACCUUUCGUGUGCCCUUCCGCGAGCUAUCAAAGGACGUCAAUCUGUCACUGGACGAGCUGCACGGUCGCAAGCCGGGUUGGGUGGACAUCAAGGUGGAGGACAGCUCCACGAUGAACAUCAUCUCGCCCAUGACCACACAUAAGAGCACCGGUUCGACAAUGGUGCUCAACGUCAUUCUCAAUCGAUGCAACAUCUCCACCAGCGUCACCAACACACAGCUGCUCUACGCCAAUUGUCUCAAGGUGUUUUGCGACGUCAACUAUCCAAUCGUCUGGAAUCAUCUGACUGAAUGGCGAUGCAGCUUCAACGUUGACGCGCCACAAAUCUUCUUGUUGUCCGAUCACAUCACAUUGUUCAAGGACUUGGGCAGUGACUGGUCUGCAGGCGAGCCCGUAGACAUCACCAUGUUUGUUCCCAAGCGCUUCAACUUUGACUUCUCCCUCACCAACUUCCGACUCUUUUGCAAUGUCAACGAACAGAACAUCAUCAAUCAACCGAACAAUCUCGAUGAGAAUGCGCACUAUGUAUUCACAGGACCUUUGCUAAAGGCCAACCUCAUUCUCCCAUAUAUCUCAUUUCAAUCACCAAAGACUGAGAUCACAUUCAAUGUACAGGUCACAAAGAUAUCACUCAAACUCAUUCUACCAAAGUACAAUACGAUCAGACAGCAUCUGGAGGAUAUCCAGAGCGAUCCAUACUCUGAGGCAUUGGACAACAGCUACGCUUCUGCUCAAGACCCCUCAUUCAUCGAGGGCUCCUCUCAAUUCAUCACGUGCGAUGAGUUCACCCUGGCGGGCAAGUACCUAUACUACUCCAAGUACGACCCAUCCUAUCUUGACUCAGUCGUGCUCAACAUCUUUGGCAAGAGUCCCACAGUCACACUGUUUGGAUUCUACAUCCGUUACUUCCUGUUCCUCAAGAACAACUUCUUUGGCUACACCAGUCACAUCAUCAACCUCGAGAAGUACAAGGACAACAUGGCCAAGCAGCAGCAUGAGCAGGAGCAACAGCAGCGGACAGACGCCGAGGAUGACGACAUCGUGUCCAACGGUCUGGAGAUCUACGUCUCGCUCAGUCUAGAGGACACGACACUGUUCUUCCCGCUCGGACUGUACAGCUCGCAACAGCAGGCCACCGUCGGCCUCCACGAGUUCCUGCUCGAGAUCAGAUACCUGCCCACAUACCUCGAUCUCUACGCAGACUUUAGUCCGCUCGUCCUGAACAUUCCCGUGACGGAUCAGGAGCAGCAGCAGGCGGCCGAGGCCACAUCGCGCGAGACACUUGCGCGCUACUUGCAGAUCAACAACUUCACAUUCAAGCUGCACUUCCUGUACGGCCCUCUGCCGACACAGACCAACUACGCAGACUUUGUCAACAUUCACAUUGGCACGGUGAGCGGCCACGUUCUGGUGUCACAGAUCACCUCGAUGGGCAUCUGGUUCGAGAACUUCUUCUUCCAUCUCCAGAACAAGGACAACGCGCUGUCCACGAAGCUGGCCACAAAGAACAACCCAGUGUUCUCCAUACUCAAGCUCAACAUCAACAACAUCUCGCUCUACCUAUACUCGUCAGAGAAUGUGAGUGAGAUCCGCAUGCCCUCAGGCUUCAAGCUGCACACGGACGCGCUGAUUGAUCUGCUGUCACAUGAGCGUGUCGUCAUUGAGAUCCCCGAGCUGGCGUUCAAACAUCUUGUGCCCUGUACAAAGGUCACCUCCCAGCAACACAUGGGCAAGAACAGCAAGUCGGCUCGCAAGAAGAAGUGGGCCGAGGUUGGCAACCUCUCGAUUGCCACCAACAUGACCAUAUACUUGAAGGAGCCCAACUGGGAGUCGGACAGCGAGCGCCAGCGCGAGUUCCUGUUGCUGCAUGACCAGGAGAGCAAGCUGUUGCCCUUCCUCUGGGUCGGCGAUGAUGAGCUGGACGACGACGACUUUAUCAUGCCAUCGGUCUUCACUGGCCUGCAUCAGACAUCGACGUCGACAUCGGCAUUUGGAGCCGCCAACAAUGGUGCAGCAGGAGGAUCGAGCAUCAAUCAGUCGAUCAAUGCCUCGGCUGCCCUGUCGCCACUGUCACCAUUUGUCUCGUUGACGUCCACUGGUAUCCAUUCGACGCCAACGACAUCACAACCAAAGAGCAUUAUGGCCACGCCCAAGCAGUCAUCAUUCCUCUAUCCGACUGGAAGUAGUCAUAACAUACUCAAGUGGACGACCAACAGUCCGAUGAAUGUAUCACAGUAUGACUAUUACAAACAGAUCAGGACGUCAAGGUCCAACUUGGAUGUCAGUGGCACUGGAUCAUUCCACUCUGACAAUGAGGACGAUGAGGACUAUGAUGGCGAUGACGACGAAGACGAUGACCAAGAUGAGACUGCAGACUUCAAGACGCCAGAGUCAUCACUUAAGGAAGGAGAUGACAAUGAUGACGACGAUGAGGAGGACGCACGUGACGAGAUAUUCCAAUCAAUGGAUGACGAUCGUCUGUUUGGACUGCCAACCAGUGUCGGCCCAGAACAGAACAUCCGUCUGCCUUCCCCUCUCAGGGUAUCGUCCAGCACGAGCAAUCUAAAGAACAUACUCCAGGCCAAGAUAUCAUCCAAGCUCGAGGACAUAUUGGAGGUGCCCGAGACCACAACAACUACAACCACAACAUCAGGCACUGGCGCAGGGGCUCCUGCUCAGCCCGAGGACAGGAAGAACAUCGACAUGGUCAAUCCUCAGAUCUCUGUGUUGCGCAAUCAUUUGCGGACCUACUUCUUCAACAUAUCACAAGUGCGUAUGGACGCCUUUGGAUCGGCGAGCGGAAGGACGUCGUCAUUCGUAGAGUGCUCAAGCGGCCUUCGCAAGAACCUACUCAAUCCCCACAACUCGGUGCAUGAGGUCUCCCACGAGGAAGAGUCAUCAUUCGUCCGUUACAUCCAGGACCGUGGCGCACUGCCACCAAUACCCAAGAGAUCACUCAAUCACAAACUAUCGAUUGUGAACCCGACGCGCAACACGCAAAGGACACAAUCGUCAUCACAGCCUGCUGCCGAGUCAACAGAUGCUCACGCACACAGUGAGCAUCAAACUGCCACGACCACCAUUGUUGUGGACAUCAUGCGAGACAUUGAGCUGUUUGCCACACCUGUGAUUGUCAGCAUCUUGGAGGAGCUGGUCGAAUCAUUCAUCGCAAAGGACCCAUCGGUCGACUACAUGUUGGACAACUUCCAGUUGCGAACGAUCUCCGAGCAGUUCAAGGUGCGCAAGUUCCUGCACAACAAGACACGACUGUCCCUCUCGCUGCACAAGUUCAACCUACACUGGUUGCAAUUGUUGGCGAUCGAUAAGCAGCCCCCAGUGCCUUACACCACCGAGCUGGAGGUGCACGGCCUUCAGAUCUUCCUGGCCACGUGUAGUCAGUCCACUGGACGACCACUUGAUCAGGCUGGAGGCUUUAGCAGCAGUAACAACGGCAACCCUUCAUUCUUGCCACAAGAGGAGUUCUGUGCGUUCGAGACCUCGCUCACAGUCAAGUCCAUUCAUGGUUGCAUUCGCACAAACACCCCCGGCACCAGCUUGCCUCAGGAGAUCAUGGCCAAGUAUCACAGCCACACUGAGACAGGCACAACAUUCUCCGGUUCGCAGCAGAGGCAGCAACAGCAGCAGAGGAUCAUCCUUUCGGUUGGCACGGAGAACAUUGACAUCAAGGGCAAGUUCCGCUCAGUCAAGCACAAUGCGCGUGGUAGUCCAGUUGGUGCCGCCCCCUCCCAUCCACUUGCCUCCUCGUCUGGCUCAUCAUCGUCGACCUCAUCUUCUUCGUUGACUUACUCAUCCAAGUCGUCGGGCGGCUCACUACCCAAUGGCGCAUUCACAGCAUCACUUGGACCAAUAUCAUUGUUCUGCACAAGUGACUCACCACCAGUCAUAUUCCGCGUCGUCGACAUUUGGAUCUACAACAUCACCAAGUUGACCAAUGUCAUUGAGCGAUACCAGGAACUGUGGUCGCGACAACUACAGAUGCUCAUUGGUGAACUGCUGCGUGUCAAGACCCGCUCGCUUCACACAUCGGCCAACAUUGUGCGACAGAAGAUCGACCAACACAACGUGGGCUUCAUCCCACCCGACUUCAAAGAGAUCAUUGGAGACGAAGCACUAAUACAUCGAGUGGGCUGGCGUGACAUCUCCAAGAUGCGUCACUUCUUGCAGUGUGCCGAGCGACCAAACCUCGACCUGCUCGUGGCCAACGUGUCGCUCGAGGGUGACUACGACGCCUACCAGCAGUUCCAAGAGUUGAUCAAUGAGAUCUAUGAGAUUGACGAGGGAGGCGAGCUGAUCCAUCUGUUCCAGAGUCCUCUGAUCAAGAAGGUGUUCAUCCCACCCGUUGGCAAGAACAACGCCUUUGAUCUCGAGCUCCAGUUCCGUCUGGAGGGCAUCGUCCAGGCGGUGUUCAGUGAGAAGGCCUCCAACAGUAGCAAUCAAUUGUCCAUUGGCAAGAUUGAGGGAGGCGCAGUUGCCAAGUACGCCUUCGAGUCAAUGGCCGAGGGUGCCAACCAAAUCACAAAGACAGCCAUCCCGCGCUCGUCAUUCGACUUUAACUUCUUUGCCAGUUGCGAGAAGGUGUCGCUCAAGAUCAACCCCGACCUGAUCAAUUUCUUCCAGUUGACCGUGCAGGAGGUGCUCUCCACCAAGCUGGACGUGCUAAAAGAUGAGGAGCUGAUCCUCGGCUCACACGAGUGGAAGGAGGCCGUCAAGCCAUCGUCCAACGUCACCUCGCCCACCACUACCAACUCUGAGGAGGACCUCACGACCUCCCCUCGCUCCUCAGGCUCGAUCCCCACCACCAAGCACAAAACAACAUCCAGCUCGCCAAACCUAAACUCUGCGCGCGCUCACAAGACUACACAGCCUCAGCAACAACAGCCAUCAUUGGCGACUGUGACCCAACCCGUGUUGACGGCAAAAAAGAAGAGAGUGAUCCAUGCACACACCAAUCAGACGAUACUGACGAUCUCGGUGCAUGGACACUUCUCAUUCAAGGAGGUGAAUUGCCGCGCCAUCACCGAGACCAAUGGCGUGAUGAAGAUGGUGUUGCGAGACAUGUCCUUUGUAUUCAAUGAGUUUGGCAAGAAUACUUCCAAGACCAAGAAGUCAUACGGAGAGUCGCGACCCAAUGGAGACUAUGUCGAGAUGAUCCACUCCUGCAUCUUCUCAAUCCCCGAGAUCCAAUUCCAACUAUUGGAUCCAGUUGUUGUGCCCGCCAACAGUAGUAGUAGCAGUGGCGGCAGCAGCAAGAGCAAGUCGUCUGCAUCGUCUUCUGCGACAUCCUCAUCCAGCGCUACAUCGUCGUCCUCAACAGCCACGGCACGCGUCAAACCAAUCAUCGAGCUAAGCAUCCAAAACCUCGUGUUGAACGAGGUGCUGUUCAAGAUCGGCAAGAAGAAGACCAGACACAACUCUCAUGGCAAGCGUGAGGAGUACAUCGACUUCACAUUCAAGUACGACCUCAUGAUGACCUUCUCCAAGGCGGACCUCCCCUUCAAGAUGUCCCAUCGCUUCCUCCCCAAGCUCAAGAACUACCUCAAGGCCUGGACGCCGCCAGACAGCGCUGCUGAGCAGGCAAGCGGCAAGAACAAGGACAAGGACAAGGGCAUCAACCUGAAGACACUCAAGUUCCCUCCCAUCAGGAUCAAGCUGGAUCUUCAUGAUAUUAUACUGAGUACUGAUGCCAUCAGCUCACUGCCCGUCAAGUAUCACAUCACAAGGAUAUCAGCAGCUCUCAGCCAGUUCACAAACAGCGAGUUGGAGUUCAAUGUCCAACUGCACCAGCAUCAGAUAGUGUUCCUCACCAACAAGCCAGGCAAGACAACCGAUAGCAAUGGCAACAACAUGGCGUCACUGUCCAAGGAGCCGUUCAUGCUGCCCCAGAUCAAAGCAUUCGGCCUGCUCAAGACCGCCAACAACGCUGACGACAAGCUAUCGCUCACGACCAACCUUGAGAUUGGUUUCAUUCAGAACACACUCUCAAUCGAGCUGUUGGAGAACAUCAUGGUCCUGCGCACCACGUUGUCCAAGGAGAUCGACGACCUUCUAGACGCCUACAUCAACUUUGCCGAGAAGAAGCAACAGCAUCAGCAGCCUAGCGCUUCAAAGACGGCCGAACCCUCCUUCCCCAUGUCACUGCUGGCCGACGGCUCGUAUAGCCUGCGACUGAUGCUGCGUGGAAUUGAGGUGUUGCUGGUCAACAGCAACUCAUCCCUGUUAAUGUCCACUGGCGUGAUCGAUGUGCAGCUCUCCAACAACUCGAGCGAGUUCCACAAUCAGGUCGUCAACAACAAUCAUGAGUUCAACUGGCGUGUUGGUCUGCGAGGCAUGGGACUCAUUUUGUCCGAGCCUUCAUUCGCCCUACACUCGAGCUCGAGUGGGGCCAUUGGCUGCUCGACCAAGAUCAACAACAUCAAGUCUCAGCUGUGGGCUGGUGUGUUCACAGACAUCAUGAUGCAGUCGUUCCCAUUCAACUCCAACUCGUCACGUGUCCACCAGGGUGCUGCUGGUGGCAGCAGCAGUCGAUCACUGAUCGUUGCGUCGCAAACCAAAGAUGCGGCGACGUCGGCCAACUCGGUCAAGACCAGUCCAUUCGAGAAUGCUUGGGUGUUGAUCAACAAGACAGUGGUGACUCUUCAGCCCUGGGCCAUUGAGAAGGGCACUGAUCUCUGGCUGUUCUACUUGGACGCCUACCAGAAGGCCUCGUCCAAGAUUGCCAAGAUACCAUCCAAGCGAAAGCCACAGGUCAAACGUGCGCUCACCACGAUGGAGAUCCCCUCGGCAUUGCCCAUCCGUGAGACCAAUCUCUCGCUACAUCUCAGGAUCAUUGAUACCACGCUAAUAGUGCCAGUUCACGAUCCCGCCGAGAAGAAGAAGUCCUCAUCAGCCAGCAACACAAGCUCAGCAUUAGUUGUCUCGCUCGGCACAUUCACCUUUUAUGGAGUCUCGAUCAAACAAAUCCAGCAACAGAUUGCGGCCCAUGUGUCCACGUCCAAGCCGCAUCCCUCGCCCUCACACAGCAGCGCAACACCAAGCCCCAGGAGUCCUGGUACACUCCAGUCCACGCCCAUAAAGGUGCUGGGCGACUGCAAGUUCUCCAAGCUAUCAUUCCAGUUUGUGGAUAACUACCAUCACUCAAAGCUGCUGUCCGUGCACACGCUGCCCUCUGUCAACAGAGGUAUCAUUGAUCGUGGCGACUGUCAGAUUGUGAUCCACGUCACUUCACACCUGGUCCAAUGUGCGAUCGAACUCAAGACUUCUGGACUGUUCCUUCAUCUCGACACCAAGCUCCUACACUACAUCAUUGGUUUCCAAGACCUCAUUCUGCUCGGCCAAGAGAAGAUCAAGUCGAUAGGAACAGACGGCAACAACAACAACGCUCCUUCUACACCUGGUGGCGCACCAGAGAGGCUGUCGCCAAGCGUCAAGAGCAACUCUCAAUCGAACCUUGGCGCAAAUGCCAAGCCACAGUAUCGAUUGGAGAUUGAGUUCUCGUUGCAGACGACCAUUGGAGAGACCAGACUCACCAAGCACGCCAACAACCAAGGUAUUGAUGACCAUGAGUUCUCACACGACAACUCCCCUCUCUCGGACAGCUUCGAGGGUAACUCGGACGCCAAGUUUGCCAACACCAACGACUUUGACGAGUACCAAGAGUGUUUCCCACUGCCGCCCCUGUCCAUUGCCACGAACCACGUGCUCAUCCCCUCGACUUCUGUCAAUCAGCGCUCCAAGACAGAGACCAACAUCAUGCUCUCGCUCGGCUCCCAAGAGAUCAAGUUGACGCCAUUCUUUACUCACUUCCUCUAUGACCUCAUCCACAACGCACCAGAGUCAACCUAUCACGCCCAGUUCAACAAACCAGCAGCGUCAACAAGUGAGGAUCAAGCAUCCAAGGAGAAGGAGAGGGAGAAGGAGAGAGAGAAGGAUAACUCUGGCACGAUCACAACACCAGGCAGCAUCACAUUCACAAUCAGGAUCAAUCCGACAAAGGUGUUGUUGAAUGGCGUGGGCCAGAUACUCGCGGUCGUUGAGAUUGGUACAAUCGACGUCUUCCUAUCCAGCAUCAUGAAGUCGACCAGCUCAAACAAACGAGUGCUCCUGAUGAAUGGCACACUCAACUUGACCAACCUCAUCUUUAGAAUUAUGCACUCGGCCAGCACUGACGAGCGAUUGGGCAUGGUGUGCAAGAGUCUCCAGAUCAACAUUGGCACUGCACACGGCAUCACCGACGAAGGACCUGUCGUGUCCGUUCUGCUCAACAGUGAUGGCGCGCAAGGCUAUCUCAACACCAAGUACCUUGACGAGAUCAUCAUCCUGUUUGGCGCAUGGAUACCAAGGUCCAACAAGAGGAUCAUGAUAACACCACCGCCAACACCAUACAAACAUCGCCAGCCAGUAGCAGUAGUGGAUAAGAAGCAACGACCUCAGUUCUACAUCACCAUGAAGCUCGGCACGCUCAGCAUGGACAUCGACUUCCUCCCAAUCAGUCGAGUCAACCUGCUCAUCUACAACAUAUGUGCAGUGUACUCGCCCACCGAGGUCGAGGGCAAUAGUGGAGUGCUGUUCUACACCAGUGUCUACACCGGUCCCAUCGCACUGAUGUGCCACGGCAAGCUGGAGGGCAACAUCGAGUUGGAGGGCGUCGCGCUCAUUGGCGAGAGGAAGCCAUACAUCAAGAUGAGGAAGGAGAUCAACAUGUGGACGGCAUACCUGUCACCCAUAAGGAUAUCGUUCGACUUCAAUCAGUCCCAGAUUCUUGAGUUGCGCGCUGGCGACAUCUACUUCAAGUUCUACGAUGCGCCCACUUCAGAGUCCACCGUGACGGAUGUGCGCAACAUCAACACCGAGAUCUCAUGCUCUCUCCUUCAGGUACAACUGUCCUGCGAGACCAUCACGUCGAUCGUGGAGAUAGUCAAGCGCAUUAACGAGAUCAUUAGCGAGAAGUUGGCAUCGGCCAAACGAGCAUUACAACAUGAAGGUAGUGGAGGCGACAUACUGAACUAUCGCGAUGAUGACACCAAGUCCACAUCGUCCGUCCAGAGCAAUGCUACUACCGUCUCAACGUCAGCAUCUGCCGGACGACCAACGAUGGUGAUUGGCCAGAUCAAAGUCAAGGGCAAGAACCUCCAGAUCCUCCUGUUUGGCUACAGUAUCAAGGACCCAACAUGGAUCAACUUCACGCUCGAGUCAUAUCAGAUCACGCUCGAUCAGACCAAGAAGAAGGAGGAGCUUCACAGACAGCUCUCCAUCCUCCUCGGCCAGAACUACAUCUCCAAAAUGUCGGAGGAGUCGAUACAGUCGGCGCCACAGUGGUCGUUGGACCCAUUCAAACGACGCGCCAACGAGACCAAGAUUGUCAGGAUACCCGUGGCCAGUUUGAUCAUGUACACCACUGAGCAUCACAACAAGUCGAUUGAGUUCUACUACCUCACCGAGUUCACAGACUCGAUUGCCAUAUCCGUCAACCUCAACCUGUACAAUGACAUCAGAGAGAUUGUGCAGACCUACAUCAAGGCUGCCACUGACCUGACUCCUCAGUCCUACUCCACAACAUCCACGCCACCAAUACCUGCAGUGCAGUCCAAGGACCUGGACAGCAACAACAACAAUGUGGUCGAUAAGAUCAAGACAACAACGACAUCAGGCAAGAGAGUGUUCAUUGAGAAGAAGUUCCAACUCUCGCCUACACUCAAUGUGCUCGGUGAACUGACGCCCAAGAUCACAACGGUCUUUGGAUGGCUCGGCAUCAAGGAUAUCAAUCACACCAUUCCCUACUACACCCACAUUGGUCUGACCGACAGUUUGGAGUCCAUCCUAUCUCUACUCAAUGAUAUGUCCAAGUUGUUGAACUCGACUGGCAACAACAAUUGCAACAACAACAACACCCAUCAAUAA
Molecule: messenger RNA, 11211 nt
Organism: Acytostelium subglobosum LB1
Lineage: Eukaryota; Evosea; Eumycetozoa; Acytosteliales; Acytosteliaceae
Exons: 4
Coding region: 1-11211 (3736 amino acids)
Biological process (GO): fermentation
Cellular component (GO): membrane
Source: RefSeq, a predicted model, not a curated record